AUGUCUGAUAAACUAGCUAGAGACAUUUCAGAAUUGAAUUUGAGUCCUCCAUCAACUUCCUCAUCUUCUUCACUCCCACCAAAUGCUCAUGUAAACGGUGCUGGCUAUUCCACCACUGCCCACACUUCAAUAAGUGACCAUCAUCAUCAUCAUAAUACCCAACCAUCAUCCUCCUCAUCAUCAUCAUCAUCACCAACUACUCAUCAUCCAAAACCAUCAACCAGACCUGCUCCACGUGCUAUUGACUCACCAUUAGCUAUAAGACCAGCUUCUCCUUACACUUUAAACCCACCAAUUGAUUCAGAUGGUCUUUCAUGGCCAAGUGUCGGUGCUAGAAAAAGAAUUGAUUCAACUCCUGAAGAGGCUGAACUAAGAGAGAAAAGAAUAAGUGAUGCGGUUAAAGUCAUACUGGAAGAGUUGGGAGAAGAUACAAACAGAGAAGGUUUACUGGAAACUCCUGAAAGAUAUGCAAGAGCAAUGCUAUAUUUCACAAAAGGUUAUGAAGAUAAUAUUAGAGAUGUGAUUAAAAGAGCAGUAUUUGAAGAAGAUCAUGAUGAAAUGGUUAUUGUUAGAGAUAUUGAAAUCUAUUCAUUAUGUGAACAUCAUUUAGUUCCAUUUUUCGGGAAAGUUCAUAUUGGUUAUAUUCCAAAUAAAAAAGUUUUAGGAUUAUCAAAGUUGGCAAGAUUAGCUGAAAUGUAUGCAAGAAGAUUUCAAGUUCAAGAAAGAUUAACAAAGCAAAUUGCAAUGGCUCUUAAAGAAAUUUUGAAACCUCAAGGUGUUGCUGUUGUCAUUGAAGCUACUCAUAUGUGUAUGGUUAGUCGUGGAAUCCAAAAAACCGGUUCAAGUACCGUUACUAGUUGUAUGCUUGGCUGUUUUAGAGAAGCUCAAAAGACAAGAGAAGAGUUUUUAGGUUUAUUGGGAAAAAGAUAA
Messenger RNA from Hansenula anomala, 930 nucleotides. It is a transcript of the gene FOL2, whose product is annotated as GTP cyclohydrolase I. Gene Ontology annotation, biological process: tetrahydrobiopterin biosynthetic process; tetrahydrofolate biosynthetic process. Gene Ontology annotation, molecular function: GTP binding; GTP cyclohydrolase I activity; zinc ion binding. The record is from RefSeq and is a predicted model, not a curated record. The transcript has a single exon. Gene Ontology annotation, cellular component: cytoplasm. Bases 1 to 930 code for a protein of 309 amino acids. Lineage: Eukaryota; Fungi; Ascomycota; Saccharomycetes; Phaffomycetales; Wickerhamomycetaceae.